Molecule: messenger RNA, 825 nt
Organism: Trichomonas vaginalis G3
Lineage: Eukaryota; Parabasalia; Trichomonadida; Trichomonadidae
Product: protein of unknown function (DUF3447)
Exons: 1
Coding region: 1-825 (274 amino acids)
Source: RefSeq, a predicted model, not a curated record
AUGUCUGAUCAAGACAAUCAACAUGCUAAAUACAGUGAAUUACUAAGUAUAAAUAAAUACUGCAUCAAUGCAUAUAUCGCGUUAUAUCAGCUGAAAACGGAAAAAGAAGAAGAAUUAGACUCUAUUUACAAAAUGAUCAAAACAGAAUUGAUCGAAUCAAAGAAAUAUCCACCCAGAAAUAUUAUAAAAGAUAUUUUAGAUAUUAUUCUGUAUAAUAAUCGCUAUACAAAAUCAUAUUUAACUCUUGCCAAACUUAUAUCUGAUGAUUAUAAUGUCACAGAUGUCUUCAAUGUAGAAGAUAUUUCAAACUUCCUGUUUUAUAAAGAAUAUGGAAUUAAAUUAAAAAAAUCUGCUGAUUUCGAAAAAAUUGAAUCAGAAAAUCUCAAUUUUCUUACAGAAAAUACAAUUUACAGAGCAAUUAUGUACAAUGACAAAGAAAAAUUCAUAAAAUUCAUUGGAAUAGACGGAUUUGAUAAAAAUCAAAUACUUAAAAGCAAACUAUAUUCAAUUUAUUCUGAUGGAUUAACAUUACUUGAAUUCUGUUGUUACUAUGGAGCAGUUGAUUGUUUCAAGUUGUUGAGAACUGAUUUCAAGUCAGAAAUAACAAAAACAUGUCUAAAAUUUUCAUUUUUAGGAGGAAAUCCGGAGAUCAUGAGUGAAUGUUUGAAAUAUCAAACACCAGAUAAAGAAUGUAUGAAGUAUGCAAUUAUUUCACAUAACAUUGAUUUUGUUACAUUCUUGAUGUAUGAAUAUAAUAUAGAGAUCAAUUUAAAAUUUUGCGAAGAUUACAAAAUUCUUGAAUCAUUUUUAGUUUAUUUCGAUUAA